ACAAUGAAAUCCAACAUGAGCGUUGCGCUAUUCGCAGUGUAUUUGUUUGGCCUUUUUGUUUUAUUGAAGAGUUCGCCCAGAGGACCAGAUGAUGGCGAGACAUCAGGGACAUCAGAGACAUCAGACUCCUUGCCCGUUUCUUUGAAUAGUUCGCCCAUGGAACCAAGCGGUGGCGAGACAUCAGGGACAUCAGAGACAUCAUGUGUUGGCGAGACAUCAAAUAGACCAAACAUCUUGCCCAUACCUAUAAGAAACUAUAUAUUAAAUCUUUUGUCUAUCGGAAAUCCAAAAGAAUUGCCCCAAGCUGUAAAAGAUCUUGUAAAACAACCUGAUUUUUUGAAAGUACUAGGUGGUAUAACAGAUGAGAAUAUUUUAAGUUUCUAUACGAAUAUACAACUAGACACAGAGUUUAUGGCACGGCUUAUCGAUGCCAGGAAUAAUAUUCUUCUUGCAUUAAAAGACGAAAAUCCAGAAUUUGUUAUUUUAAAAAAAACACAACAUGAUUUAUUCGAGAUAACGAAAGCAAAAUUAUGGAAGGAGCCUGUUAUGGAGACAUUUGUACCUGAAGAGUUAGAGUAUACGAGAGAUGGAGUUAGACCUUACCUAUACGGGGAGCUCAACAGAAAAAUAAUGUUGUUCAUACUAAAGUUCAUAACAGACGUGAAAUAUUAUGGAUAAAACAAAAGUAUUGAUGACUUGUAAAUUACAAUACAUUUGUUUUGUUUU
Molecule: messenger RNA, 726 nt
Organism: Adelges cooleyi (spruce gall adelgid)
Lineage: Eukaryota; Metazoa; Arthropoda; Insecta; Hemiptera; Adelgidae
Exons: 5
Coding region: 4-678 (224 amino acids)
Source: RefSeq, a predicted model, not a curated record